ACCUGCUGUUCCACCUGCAUUUCACAUCCUUCUUCCUGCAGCCCCAUUCCCAAAGGGAGACCAUCCCCACAUCCUUCAAGGCAGGCUAGGCCUCUCCAUAGCACAGUAUUUUGCAGCCCCAUUUUGUGAUAUUUUGGUUGACCUUAUAAUAGACAUAUUGUCCGAAUAUGUAACUAUACGUAUUCUCUUCUGAUCUUCUGAUAUCCCUUCAGAACCUAGGCAUGAUUUAAAACUGUUCAGGCCCCUUCAGGUCUAGGUUGUUGUUGUUUGUUUUGUAACCCUCUAAUUCAGGGGUAGCCAAUACUGUGGCCUCCAGAAGAUGUUGGCUUCCCCACUCCCAUCAUCCCCAGCCAAGUAGCCAAUGGUCCAGUCCUAAGAGUUGUAGUCCAUUGUCACCUAAAGAAUGUCUUGUUGAUUACCUGUGUUCCAAUUUCUUUAAAACAUCCUUUCAGUCCGUAAGAGAGGACUUCCUUAAGCACCUGUUGCCAUCACUGUAGUCUUUUAUUUUGUGUGUGUGAAGGAAUCCAGUGCUGGUGUAUUGAUUUAAUUUCAUUUCUUAUUUUUUAAAUGCAUUCUGUGUUCUCAUUUUGUAUUUCUAUGUUGUGAAUCGCCCCGUGAUCUUCAGAUGAAGGGGGGCAUACAAAUUUAAUUAAUAAUAACAGUAAUAAUAACGAUACACAGUAGCAAUCCACUCACAAAAUUGAAAUGCAGCUUGCUUCUGUUUCCCUUGGGAUGUGUGGAAGAGACUUUGGGAACUUAAAAAAAGUUUUUGACAUUACUUUUGUUGGAACCUGGGGAAGAAGCAUAGACAGAGCGCAACUAUGCAAUCCACACUGAAAUGGUUUCACAAAUUGCACAGAGGAAGAGCACUUGACUUGCAGAAUUAAGGUAGGAGUAAAUUGCUGUAUUUCAAAAAGGGAAAAGAAGAAGAAACAUAGGUAUACAACAGAUCACUAUAUUAUACUCAAAUAAUUUUUAAAAAACAAGACUGGUAAUGCUAUUUUCAUCCUAUCCUUCCUUCUCACUGUAAUUCUCCCUUGUGAAUUACAGAAAGAGCUGUCUACUUUGCUCAUUUCUUUGUAAGUUUGAAGCUUCUUCUUUUUAUUACAUCUGGGGUAGAGCUUUUCAAAAUGUGGUUUUGUAAUCCCUAUUGUGUCCCGGGUCAGGCAAGUUAAAGGACAUUCGGAUAUAUCUCAGGAGAUUGUCCACGUUGUACAUUUCUUGACCAGUUGCUUACCCAAUCCAAGCUACAAAUCGUUUUGCAAAUUGUCUGGAGCACUUGUCCUUUGCUCCAGAAGAAAGGUUCCUUUCCUAAUGCAACACGGAGGAAAUAAUGCCAAAAUAAUGCCUCUUGCUAAAUGUUAUAUAUCCAUCCAUUUCUGUCCUGGCAAAUGCCUUUGUAGGCCACUUAAGGCCACUCUAUCUGUUAGCAGCCAUUCUAAAGGAAGCACGCUUGAAAUCAAAUUCAUUAAAAUGAGAACAGGAUUGAUAGCUUUGAGCCUGUGAUCCAUUUUAUUUUGAGGGGUUUUUUUGUGUGUGGAGGUGGUGCUAAUGGUACACUGAAUGUGUGCAAUUCUGUUUGAGGCAAGAUUAUAUAUCAGUGUGAAACAGCAAAAACAACAACUAUCUAAUAUGCUUAAAACUUUUCCAUUACCAUUUGAUCCAUUCCUAUGUCUCCUUACCUGAAAGGAAGUAUCCUUGAACUUUUUUGGGCUUACUUUUGAAUAGACAUAUCUAGGAUUUCUCCAUAAUUUAAAAAAGUCCUAUAGCAUCUAAUUUGAUGACAAUUUAAGUGUCAAGUUCCCAUAUUGUUCUCAGUUAUUCUGUGGUGCUUCUACAUUCAUUGGCAUGCUGGAAGGUGGGAGUAUACUCACUGAAAAAUUGAGUUGUUUGCUGCAACUGAAAAUUGCAUUGCAAAAGAAUUUGGGAAGAAUACAAGGGUGCCGGUAAUACUUUUCAUGGGUUAUCAUCCUAGAUAGACUAUUUGAUAGUUCCUCUUCCACUGAAACAUUUAUUUUUAUGCAAAAUAUUUGUGUGUCAUCUUUCCUACAAAAAUAUGUUUGAGUUAGUAUAUAAAAAUCAACAAUAAAAGAUUUCCUAGAGGAUUUUAAAUUAUUUAUUACUUCCCCCAGGAAGAGAGGCUCAUAUGCAUAAACAAUAAUCUGUUUAUAAUACAGAUUGCCUUGCUGGGUGCAAUCCAUAUUCUCUCGGUCAUAAAGCCAGUUGCAUUCCUCUGAGGGCAACUGUUUAAAAUGCUAUUAAUAAUAAUUAGGUAUGUUCUCUCACCACUUGGGGGCAGCAGCCAACACCAAAUAUAAAGUUUCACCAUCAGAUAUACUUCCUGUAAAUUGCCUGCGAUGCUCAAAACUGUAUGUUUCCUUUUUACAAAAGGAAAGGCAAAUUAACCUCUCUUUGUAUUUGCAGGACUUUUCUUUUUUUGUUAUGCAUUAAAUAUCUGUGUUCAACAGGGGAAAGUAUGUUAGACCGCACACAUUUCAUACAAAUAGUUAUACUAAAUGUGUGUGUGUGCGUACACACACAGAGGUGAGUGCAUAAUAGUACUGAUAUACUAAAUGUUUGUUGCUUUUUAACCAAUUAAUUAAUCAGCUAAACAAUGCAGUAUUGGAAUGCAGAUUAUAUUAAAUUAAAGGCAGGUGGCGUUGUGGUGUAAACCACUGAGCAUCUUGGGCUUCCGAUCAGAAGGUUGAUGGUUCGAAUCCGAGCAAUGGGAUGAGCUCCCGUUGCUCUAUCCCAGCUUCUGCCAGCCUAGCAGUUCGAAAACAUACCAGCUAAAUAGGUAGCUAAAUAGGUACCACUGUGGCAGGAAGGUAAAUGACGUUUCUGUGCGCUCUGGCACUCAUCAUAGUGUCCCAUUGUGCCAGAAGCGGUUCAGUCAUGCUGGCCACAUGACCCUGAAAGCUGUCUGUGGACAAAUGCCAGCUCCCUCAGCCUGAAAAGCGAGGUGAGAGCUGUACCCCAUAGUCACCUUUGACUGAACUGAACUGUCCAGGGGUGAUUUACCUUUACCUUAUAUUUAAUAUGACUGCAAUACUGUGCAUAAUUAUAAUUUCUCAGUAGUACAAUCUUAUUUGUGUUUAUCCAGAAGUCUUAUUGAGUUCAGCGGGGCUUACUCCCAGAUAAGAGGGCAUUGGAUCGCAGCCCCUAACCCCAAUAACUUCAAUGGAAUUUAAACGGAACUGAAUUCAGGAUCGUAACAGCUUCCAUUUGAUGCAACCAUUUGUUAUUUAGAGAAUCUUCUCACAGGCCAGUCUGUUGUGGGAUAUGCAAGUGGGAGAGAAUUCCAGCUCAUCGUUCUUGAGCUGGCUGAUACAGCAUCACUUUGCAUUAUUGACAGCUCUGCAGUCCUGAUGUGGCACCAGCACAAAGGACCUAAAUGAUGAUCCAUCUGCGGCGAUGCAGCUGCAAGGAUAUGAUAUAUGACAUGUGGUCUUAAGUCAAGGAAUGGCAGAUGUGACAUUAGUCAGCAUCUUAUCCGCAAGUGCAAGUUCUGAACAUUGCAGCAGUUAAAGGCUGUGGUUAAAAACAACAAAACAAAACCCAGCUACCUACAUAGGAACACAGGAAACUGCAUAUUACCAAUUCAGACUAUCUAGCCAGGAUUCUAGAUUCAGGUAGGUAGCCGUGUUGGUCUGACACAGUUGAAAUGUAUAUAAAAAUUUAAAAAAUGUCCAGUAGCACCUUAGAGACCAACUAAGUUUGUUCUUGGUAUAAGCCAUGGGUAGGCAAGCUAAGGCCCAGGGGCUGGAUCCGGCCCAAUCGCCUUCUCAAUCCGGCCCGUGGACGGUCCGGGAAUCAGCGUGUUUUUACAUGAGUAGAAUGUGUCCUUUUAUUUAAAAUGCAUCUCUGGGUUAUUUGUGGAGCAUAGGAAUUUGUUCAUUCCCCCCCCAAAAAAUAUAGUCCGGCCCCCCACAAGGGCUGAGGGCCAGUGGACUGGCCCCCUGCUGAAAAAGUUUGCUGACCCCUGGUAUAAGCUUUCAUGUGCACGCACAGGUAUCUGAAGAAGUGUGCAUUCACACGAAAGCUUAUACCAAGAACAAACUUAGUUGGUCUCUAAGGUGCUACUGGACAAUUUUUUUAUUUUUUUAUAUAUUUAGCCCAGGAUUACUAACACUGAUUGGCAGCAGCCCAGGGUUUCAGGACGAAGUCCUUCCUAGACCUACCUGGAAAUGCCAGAUUGAACCUGAGGCCCUUUGCAUACAAAGCAUGUGUUCUGGCACUGAGCAACAGCCUGUGCCUAAAUGCUUAAAGGAACUGGUGCUGUACUGUACAUCUGUAAAUAUAUAUAUUGUCCAGUAGCACCUUAGAAACCAACUAAGUUUGUUCUUGGUGUGAGCUUUGUGUGCAUGCACACUGUUUGUAUAUAUGCUAUGAGUAAUGCAUGCCAGGCCAGCCCCACUCAUCCAAAAUCAAAGAAUUGAUGAAUUCGUUCUUAUUUUGGAUUGAUCUAGCAUUUCACACCAGAACAGCCCUAUCAGGGUUACAGAUGUUAACCAGCUACCGUCCCUGUUCUUAAUCUAGUUAGGCUGUCCCCCUGCAGAAUAUAACUUGACCCUUCUGUAGAAGAUUUCAGUAGAAGAUUUCAAAGUUAGCAUUAUCGCCUGCUAAUGUCUGCAAAUUAAGAUGCUGUAAAAAGCAGAAGAGCAUAGGUUACCAUAAUAAUAUAAUCGGCAUUCCUAAUGGGGAGUGUGUAUAACCCUGCCCCUUGUACUGGACCCUUUUAAAAGUCUGUAAAUGCUAUCGUUAGAAUUUGUGCCUCACCAUCAGAGUUCAGGGAGAGUAAUUAAUAUUUUUAAAUAGGGUAAUUGGUAUUGCAUAUGUUUUCCUUUAUCUUUUACAACUACAUGAGUGGCAGAAAUUCCGAAGGGUGGAUUUUUGCUAGCACGGAUAGAAAAAGCCGCAUUUACCAAAUUUCUACUUGUUUUAUCAGUCUUUUUUUUGUGGAUAAAUGUGAUUAUUUAAAAUUUAAAGUCGGGGGGGCGGGAAUUCUGGCAAUAAAACAAGAUGAUGCAUUCCUGCUUCUCUUGGAGAGUGGUGGAGAUUGAUAGAGUUGUCAAUUUAUCAUUUGCACCUAUCGUUUAUUGUUUUGCAUCAGUAGUGAUACAAAAACGAAACCAGAGAAGGCACAGCAAAUGAAUAACAACAGUCGGAAGACAGUUGCGGAAGGACAAUAUGGAUAAUAGUGCUCAGACUGCACUUUGUUCGCUGUUUCCCCUUCUAUGUUAACCUGGCUGCAUCGCUAGGAAGAGGGAAGGCUGCCUAAUGUCUACAACUGUUAAUUAGGGUCUCGCAUUGUCCACUUGGUGGCAGUAUGACCAGAGCAUCCCUGUAUGCCUCGGUUUGAAGCUAGAACCUUAUAGAAACUGGGUAGAAAUUUACCCAAAUUAGAUUUAAAAAGAUAUUUCUGCCUUGGGUAUUUGUUCAAACCUGCAGGAACUAUAAGGUCGCCAGCUUUUAACUGGGUUCUGCCCUGGUGCCUUUCUGCCAUUAUUGGCAGAGAAUAAUGCUUAUCUCAUUGCCUUGAAAAGUUUCAUCUGCUGAUUUCUAUAGGUCAGCCUUCCCCCAACCUGCUGCCCUCCCCUUAUCUCAGACUGCACUUUCUAUCUACUGCAGCCUGCAUGGUUAUUAUUAUUGUUAUUAUUUAUUAAAUUUGUAUAUUGCCCUUCAUCUGUAGAUUUCAGGGCAGUUUGCAGUUGUACUCCAAAGCAUCGGCAGGGCACCAAGCCAGGGAAGGCUACUGUAGCUCAAACUGCUCUUAAACACACAGUGAUACCUCAGGUUACGUACUUAAUUCGUUCCGGAGGUCCGUUCUUAACCUGAAACUAUUCUUAACCUGAAGCACCACUUUAGGCAAUGGGGCCUCCUGCUGCUGCCGUGCCGCCGAAACACAAUUUCUGUUCUCAUCCUGAAGCAAAGUUCUUAACCUGAAGCAUUAUUUCUGCGUUAGCGGAGUCUGUAACCUGAAGCGUAUGUAACCUGAAGCGUAUGUAACCUGAGGUACCACUGUAUAGGAGCCAUUCAGGUUCCAGACGUGUCUAGUUUAUCUGUUGGAAUGGCAUAUGAUUUACAGGACAGGGAAUGCACACACAGCCAUGUUAAAUUUUGCGUCAGGCAGUUCUAACUAAAUGUGAGCCAUUCAGGGAUCAUAAAAUAUAAAAUGCCUGGGAUAUUUCAAGGGUUCUGCAUUCAUCCUUAGCACCUUGACAUUGACCUAUUGCACAUGUAUGAUUUCUGACUUCCUAACCAGGGACGCGGGUGGUGCUGUGGGUUAAACCACAGAGCCUGGGACUUGUCGAUCAGAAGGUCAGCGGUUCGAAUCCCCGUGACGGGGUGAGCUCCCGUUGCUCAGUCCCUGCUCCUGCCAACCUAGCAGUUUGAAAGCACGUCAAAGUGCAAGUAGAUAAAUAGGUACCGCUCUGGCAGGAAGGUAAACGGUGUUUCCGUGUGCUGCUCUGGUUCGCCAGAAGCGGCUUAGUCAUGCUGGCUACAUGACCCGAAAGCUGUACGACGGCUCCCUCGGCCAAAAAAGCAAGAUGAGCACCACAACCCCAGAGUUGGCCACGACUGGACCUAAUGGUCAGGGGUCCCUUUAUCUUUACUUUUAACCAGCUUCCCCUCUCCCUCCUUCUCCUCUGCUAUGCAAACUCCCUUCCUUUCUCUUUUCAGAGGUAAUCAUGCUGCCCAGCUCCAUUUCCGCCAAUAUUAAUGCUAACCAUGGCUAGUUUUCAGGCAGAGGCUGGAACCAGGGUUAAGAGAAGGAUUGGCAACACUAGCCGAGUUUGCAUGUGAGAGGACGAUGAAGAAGAAGUGUACAAGCCUGUGGAGUCUUGCUUGAUUUCCUAAACACAGCUAGGAGAACAAGAACACCCUGUCUACCCCAGGCCCCUAAUACUGGUUUGCUCUCGUUGAGUUGCCAAGCUGUUUUUCUGACAGGGCUCCUCUUCUCUAAUAGCUGCAUGAUAGGAGCAAAUUCAGAUCAGGUUUUUUAGACAGGACAGGACUGUGACUGCCCCACCCUCUUGCCCACAGGACAUACAUGUGCAGGUCAUCCAAGGAGGGAGAUCAUUGCGGGGGAGACAAGAAGGGAGAUUAUUGGGGCUUGUAGCCAUCUCUGUCUUGGCACAUUUUAAAAAACUGGCCCUAGGAGAAAAUAUUUGCAGGUGUCCUGGCAUAUAGAAAGAGCCUUCAGCAGGUUCGUGAUGAAAGCUUUAUUGUCAAGCACAUUACCAGGGUCACGCCUCUAGUUGUGUAGAAAGGAUGUGCUUUUAGAACAGCCUCCUUCUGGACCUCCACCAAAAUCUGAACUAGAGCAUUUUUUGAAGCCAAUGGAAGGCACUUUUCUUCAGGCAGGCAUUGGAAACUUUGGCUACAGCAACAGAUUACUAUGAAAGGGUUUGUUUACUAGCAGCAUAAUUGCAAUUAUUAUUAAUUUUCCUUUUUUUUAUAUAUGCCACAUAUCACCUCUUUGAUAGAUGAGCAAUCAUUAGACAAUGAUAACUACAUACCACUGUAAGCAAGCAAAUAUAUUAUAUUACAUUGGGCAGUUUUUCCUGGUGUUCAUUCAGACAUGGAUUUGUAUUUUUUAAAGCUCAGAGACAGUUUGGGAAGAUAGAGAUGUGGUGUUUUCUGCUCAACGGCACCAUCUGCUUCUCCUCUCCCAUCUUGACAAUCUGUUUUUCUUUUGCACGGGUGUUCUUUGUUUUUAAUGUUUGGAUUGUUAGCUGCUUUGAUUUUUGUGUGUGUAAGAAAAUAAAGGGAAUAAUUUUCUAAAAGCCCAUUAAAAUUGACCUCUGUAAUUCACUGUAGGUGGUGCUGCCCUUGAAGAUGACUCAGAAGUUUCAGUGGGUGGGAAACGCUAGGGCUGCCUUCCUAAAAGGAUAUGGAGUGGCAUGUGCAUAUCUAACCACUGUUCUGCAAAUAGCAUUGCUUAUCUGUUUCCUUCUGAGCACAACUCAAGGUGCUGGUUUAACCAUUACGCCACUUCCUCACUUUCUCUCACUCUCCCACUCCCCUUGCUGUUGUUGUUGUCCCCGCCCCCAGACCAGACACUCCUGCACAAACUCCUCACAACUGCUAGGAGUAAGUAUUACUAUAGAUCCCCAAGCCAAACGGAGGACAUAGAUGAUGCCUUCCUGGAACAGAUGGCCAAGCAUGCAAAAGGAAGGGAGAUAGUAGUAAUGGGGGACUUCAAUUACCCGGAUAUUUGUUGGAUGUCAAACUCAGCCAAGAGCAUAAGGUCAAACAGAUUCCUCACUGGCCUUGCAGACAACUUCAUUGUCCAGAAAGUGGGAGAAGCAACAAGAGGAACAGCCAUUUUAGAUCUGGUCCUAACCAAUGUUGAUGACCUGGUUAGUGGGGUAGAAGUGGAAGGAUCAUUAGGCGCGAGUGAUCAUGCUCUUCUGAAGUUUACUAUACAGCGGAAAGGAGCAGCCAAGCAUACUAGGACUCAAUUUCUUGACUUUAAGAAAGCUGACUUCAUAAAACUUAGGGAAGUGCUGGGUGAGAUCCCAUGGACAGUAAUACUAAAAGGAAAGGGAGUUCAUGAUGGCUGGGAGUUUGUUAAGAGGGAGAUACUAAAAGCACAACGUCAGGCAAUACCAAUGAGACAGAAACAUGGAAGGUGCCUAAAGAAGCCAGGGUGGCUAUCUAAAGAACUUUUAACUGAGUUAAGAUUAAAAAGGAUGUGUACAAAAAUGGAAAAGGGGAAACCACCAAAGAGGAAUUCAAACAAAUAGCCAGCACAUGUAGACACAAAGUCAGAAAAGCUAAAGCACAGAAUGAACUCAGGCUUGCUAGAGAGGUUAAAAGCAACAAAAAGGCUUUUAUGGGUAUGUCCGUAGCAAAAGGAAGAACAAAGAAACAGUGGGGUCACUCAGAGGAGAAGAUGGUGAAAUGCAAACAGGGGACACAGAAAGAGCUGAACUCCUCAAUGCCUUCUUUGCCUCAGUCUUCUCCGAUAAAGAAAAAAAUGCCCGACCUGAAGAAUUUGGAGCAAAUGAUUCAGCAAAGGAAACACAGCCCAGAAUAACUAAGGAGAUAGUACAAGAAUACUUGGCUAGUUUAGAUGUAUUCAAGUCUCCAGGGCCAGAUGAACUGCAUCCAAGAGUAUUAAAAGAACUGGCAGAUGUGAUCUCAGAACCACUGGCAGUCAUCUUUGAGAAUUCCUGGAGAACAGGUGAAGUCCCGGCAGACUGGAGGAGGGCAAAUGUUGUCCCUAUUUUCAAAAAGGGAAAAGAGAGGACCCAAAUAAUUACCGCCCAGUCAGUCUGACAUCAAUACCAGGGAAGAUUCUGGAGCAGAUCAUUAAGCAAACAGUCUGUGAGCACCUAGAAAGGAAUGCUGUGAUCACCAAUAGUCAGCAUGGAUUUCUGAAAAAUAAGUCAUGUCAGACUAACCUGAUCUCAUUUUUGACAGAAUUACAAGCCUGGUAGAUGAAGGGAAUGCAGUGGAUGUAGCCUACCUUGAUUUCAGCAAGGCAUUUGACAAGGUGCCUCAUGAUAUUCUUGUAAAGAAGCUGGUAAAAUGUGGUCUUGACUAUGCUACCACUCAGUGGAUUUGUAACUGGCUGACUGACCGAACCCAAAGGGUGCUCAUCAAUGGUUCCUCUUCAUCCUGGAGAAGAGUGACUAGUGGGGUGCCACAGGGUUCUGUCUUGGGCCCGGUCUUAUUCAACAUCUUUAUCAACGACUUGGAUGAUGGACUCAAGGGCAUCCUGAUCAAAUUUGCAGAUGACACCAAAUUGGGAGGGUGGCUAACACCCCAGAGGACAGGAUCACACUUCAAAACGACCUUGACAGAUUAGAGAACUGGGCCAAAACAAACAAGAUGAAUUUUAACAGGGAGAAAUGUAAAGUAUUGCACUUGGGCAAAAAAAUGAGAGGCACAAAUACAAGAUGGGGGACACCUGGCUUGAGAGCAGUACAUGUGAAAAGGAUCUAGGAGUCUUGGUUGACCACAAACUUGACAUGAGCCAACAGUGUGACGCAGCAGCUAAAAGGCCAAUGCAAUUCUGGGCUGCAUCAAUAGGAGUAUAGCAUCUAGAUCAAGGGAAGUAAUAGUGCCACUGUAUUCUGCUCUGGUCAGACCUCACCUGGAGUACUGUGUCCAGUUCUGGGCACCACAGUUCAAGAAGGACAUUGACAAACUGGAGCGUGUCCAGAGGAGGGCAACCAAAAUGGUCAAAGGCCUGGAAACGAUGCCUUAUGAGGAACGGCUAAGAGAGCUGGGCAUGUUUAGCCUGGAGAAGAGGAGGUUGAGGGGUGAUAUGAUAGCCAUGUUCAAAUAUAUAAAAGGAUGUCACAUAGAGGAGGGAGAAAGGUUGUUUUCUGCUGCUCCAGAGAAGCGGACACGGAGCAAUGGAUCCAAACUACAAGAAAGAAGAUUCCACCUAAACAUUAGGAAGAACUUCCUGACAGUAAGAGCUGUUCGACAGUGGAAUUUGCUGCCAAGGAGUGUGGUGGAGUCUCCUUCUUUGGAGGUCUUUAAGCAGAGGCUUGACAACCAUAUGUCAGGAGUGCUCUGAUGGUGUUUCCUGCUUGGCAGGGGGUUGGACUCGAUGGCCCUUGUGGUCUCUUCCAACUCUAUGAUUCUAUGAUUCUAUGAUUCUAUGAUUCUAAGUCCUUUACAGCCCUGAAAUGAUAAGAUGAUAUUCUUGUCAAAGUUGACAUAUGUUCCCCUUCUUCCCAUAUUCCCCCAAAAGUUUGUAAGACCUUUUUAUUCUUGCUAGAAUCCAGUGACUCUAACUGAUCUGCUUUUAAGUCUAGCUGGUGGGUUUCCGCCCAAUCAAUUUGAUUGUUUGUAGCCAAUGGCUAUUACAAUAUGAACACGAUAAAAAAAAUCCUUCCAGCAGCACCUUAGAGACCAACUAAGUUUGUUAUUGGUAUGAGCUUUUGUGUGCAUGCACACUUCUUCAGAUACGCAUGCACACGAAAGCUCAUACCAAUAACAAACUUAGUUGGUCUCUAAGGUGCUACUGGAAGGAUUUUUUUUUAAUUUUGUUUCGACUACGGCAGACCAACACGGCUACCUACCUGUAACUAUAAUAUGAACACAAAUCGCACAACUGCAGAACAGAACAAAAAGCAUUGCAUACACCAGAACAAGCCAAAUCUACAAUGUCAACAUCCCUAGGAUUUAGCACUGGUGGUUGUAUUUAGCUUCAGCUCCCAUAAACAACUUCAUACUGAAUUUGCAGUUAUUAAUAAUUUCCUUAGAUGGUUAGUGCUAUAGUUAAAGUUUAUUUCUAUGCUGCCUUUCAACCCCUCCCCCCAAAAAAGCCCCCAAGGCAGUUCACACACGAUAAUUCCCAGAUACAAAACUCAACCAAAAAAUAAAUUUAAAAAGUACAACUUACACCCCAAAAAAUUAGACAGCAAAAUCUUAAUAUUUCAGAAAAGACCAAAAGCAAAAUAUAUGCAUGUUCCUUUGCCCAAAUGGGAAAUAGCAGCCCUCAGAAAGUCUCCAGGGAGAGCAGGAGUAAAUCCUUAAGGGGUAUCUCAUCCUCACAAAGGUCCCAAGCAGAGGUGUGGGAGGUGGGAAGACCGCAGCAGAUUCUGGACUGAGAUUGCAGAAUUCUCCAGAAAUAAAGCAUCCACUUACUGGAGAGUAAAGGUAAAGGACCCCUGGAUGCUCUAAACCACUGAGCCUCUUGGGCUUACAGAUCAGAAGGUUGGCAGUUCGAAUCCCUGCAACGGGGUGAGCUCCCAUUGCUCUGUCCCAGCUCCUGCCAACUGGAGAGUGCAUCUCAUUGGCACUCCAUGAGCCCUGUGUCUGAGCAGGCAUGUAUAGGAUCCCACAGUUAGUCUUGGCUUCUCUGAUUCAAGAACUAAAUGAGCAUGCACAAGUGAAGUUCUGACCCACGGUCUGCUACUACCAAUGAUAUAAAAGGAUCUGUGAAAAGCAAAGACCCCACAUUGCCAGUAUCAUUGCACAGCUUAGGAACUGUAUGUUACAAAGACCUUCACCAGCCUGGAUAGCUCAGCUGGAUAGCGCAUGGUGCUGUUAACACCAAGGUUGCAGGUUCAGUCCCUGAAUAGGACAGCUGCAUAUCCCUGCAUUGCAGGGGGUUGGACUAGAUGAUCCUCAGGGUGCCCUUCCAACUCUAUGAUUCUAUGAAUACUGAUAAUCUUAUUAAUGCAGCUUUUGAUAAUACCUCUAUGUGCAAAAUACAGUGAUCAAGACCAGAAGGAAAGGCAUUCUUGGGAUUGAACUCUCCCUUUGGAACCGCCUUCCUCCAGAGGUUCACCCAACUCUGAGCUUGAGCAUUUUCUGAAGCCAGUGGGAGGUAUUAUUUUUCAGGUGGGCUUUGGAAACUUCUCACCUAGCCAUAGAUUGCUUUAAUGGAGUUUGUUUAACAGCAACAUACUUUAUCUGAUAUAUAUAUAUAUAUAUAUAUAUAUAUAUAUAUAUAUAUAUUGUGCAUGUUAUAUAAGUCAUACAUCAUCUUUUAGAUUGACAGUAAAUAGAUAAUAAUAAUAAUAAAUACAUACCAGUGUAAGCCAGCAAACAUUUUACAUUUCAUCUGUCAUGGAUGCUUUAGCUGAGAUUGCAAGGGGUUGGGCCAGAUGAUCUUUGGGGUCCCUGCCAACUCCACAAUACUAUGAUUCUACAAUGGGCACAUCUACCUGUGUUGGAAUACGGUAAUAAAAUAGCUCCCAAGACCUUGAGUUCCUCAGUGGAGUGUAUUUUUAUAUUUAAAAGAAAAUGAGAAAAACCUCGCAUCUGUCAAUUAGGUAGCCAGAAUUAAAAAUCCAGAAUGUAGGCUAGCUUUUGCCAACCUCUAGAUGUUACAGAUUACAGUUCCCAUCAUGCUGGUUGGGGCUGAUGGGAGUUGUAGUCCAAAGCAUCUGGAGGGAACCAGGCUGUCUUAAGGCAGGUGUAGACUAUCUAGAGAAAGCAGCAGCAGCUCAGAGCUGGAUAAGUGUGUUGUGCGCAACUAAUGGCAGGCCACAAUGAAGGGAAUGUACAUCACCUUAUAAGUCAGGAAUGAGGAUCCUGUGGCCCUGCAGAUGUCCGUUGGCAAUGCUGACUGGGGCUGAUGUAGUCCCAAACAUCUGGAAGGCCACAGGCUCCCCAUUCCCUAUUCUGAAAGGGGGUUACAUUGAUUGCACCCCUGGAUGUGCAUUGCAUAAUGUAAGGAGCAGUGCCGGAUUUAUGUAUAGGCUAAGUAGACUGAAGCCUAGGGCCUCUAAAUCUAGGGGGCCUUGCCAGCCCACCUGCUCCCCAGCAGGCAGUCUCCCCUCUCCCAAAAUUGCUAACCCAAAACUUCAUGCGAGGGCAGGGCACCACCAGUGAAAAGGCCCUGCUCUGUGUAGCUCCUGCCCUGUCAUCUUGUUUUUUGUACAAUCUUGUUUGACCUCAGUAACCAAAAUUAUAUUAUCAAUAUAUACAAGCAGAAAAGUUCUUUUCCUUCAUCUGCAAGAAAUCAUACAAAACAAAGUGGCACUAAUAAUGAAAAGUUCCAGGGUGGCAACAGAAAGCAAACUAAAAAUGCUUUUGCAGUUCAUCAAAACUAUCCAGCAAUAUCAAGUUAUAGGAAAACUGGUGCUAUUAACAGUAAUCCUUCUAGUUGGUUAAUUGGUUCGGCAACUUCCAUGCACAUGAUGUGUGAUGCUAAUUAUUCUUCCCAAGAGUUAAAUGAUAAGUAAUCAAAGGCAGCUCGUCGGGAGAGCUAUGAGAUUCAGGUGAGGGUCAGAUGCCUUGUCAAUUCCAGCAGGUAUAUGAGAGGACAGCCUGGCCUGCGGGCUGCCCAUACUCCCCAGGACAAAAGCAGAAAAGAUAUUUAUUUUACACUGGAACACAAUUUAAUAGGAAUUUACUAUUAAUAGGAAUAUACUACUCUUAUUAGUCCUGUAUACAAGACCUCUAGCAUAUAAAGGUAAAAUGAUAUACGUCCAAGGUUAGAUAUAAUUUCUCUUUCUAAAUUUACAUUUUUAAUACAGUGGUACCUAGGGUUAAGAACUUAAUUCGUUCUGGAGGUCCGUUCAUAACCUGAAACUGUUCUUAACCUGAAGCACCACUUUAGCUAAUGGGGCCUCCCGCUGCUGCCGCGCCGUCGCUGCACGAUUUCUGCUCUCAUCCUGAAGCAAAGUUCUUAACCCAAGAUACUAUUUCUGGGUUAGCGGAGUCUGUAACCUGAAGUGUCUGUAACCUGAAGCGUCUGUAACCCGAGGUACCACUGUAUUGUUACAGUUAACUUAUAUAACUACAUAUACACAUACACAACAAAGGAGGAAAUAUAGGUUGCAAUCCUUUACACAUUUAUGUGGGAAUAAGUUCCAUUUUCCUAUUUUGCCAUGAUUACAAUUAUUUUUUCCAUGCAGCCAUUCCGCCAAGGAGUUCAGGGUGACAUACACAGUCCCCUCCCCCAUUUUCCCUCACAACAACCUUGUGGAGUAGGCUAGGCUGAGAGAAAGUUAUUAACCCAAGGUCACCCCAGUGAGCAUCAUGGCCAAGUAGGGAUUUGAACUCUGCUCUCCCAGAUUCCUAGCUCAGCACUCCAACCACUGCACAAUACUGCCUCUACAUUAGCGACAUAUUGAUUACAGUGGGACUUACUUCCUAGUAAAAAUUUCUAGGAUUGGGGUGUUAGAACCUCGAUUCAAUUUCUUUCCAUGACAGCACAAAACAAAAACAGUUGGAUUGGCCCUGAAAUCAGGGUGUGCGAAGCUCAACGAAGAUCCAAAACCAUUUGAAAUUAUUGUUUCUCUGCCACCCCAACUUGCAUUUAUGCCUGUGAAUGACUCUCUAUAACUUUAUCCCCGUCAUCAAAGAUCCUUCUUUAAAUGAAGCAAAUGGCUACUAUGGAAGAAGGAUUGAGUAGAGAGGCAAUGCUGAAGUAAAAACAAGAACCUCUUCUUGCUUUUGUGUGGUAUGUCUCUUGCCAGAUAUUAGCCUAUUAAAACAAGCAUAAUUUCCCAAUAAGGUUUUGAAUUGGGGGGGGGCGGUCUUCCAAGUAUGCCAACUGUGCUCAAAUGCAGGUGUCAGUGCUUUUAUGUGUUUAUGUCAUGUUUCUGUAUCAUAUACAUUCUUAACAUUAAUGUAUGCAAUUACCGCAUAAUUAAGAAAUAAUUAAUAUUAUAUAUUAAUAGCUGUAUGGUAUUUGGUGUCAAUUUGCGGCAGCGCUUUAACAGGUGUAUGCUAGCAUGAGGCAUUAAGUCCAAUCCUUUGCGUGUUUACACAGUAAGUCCCAUUCUAUUCAAUGGAGAUUGCUCCCAAGUAAAAUACACAGAGGAUUGUAGCCUUUAAAUAAAUGGAUGGAAAGAACUGCUUUGCAUUCAAACUGCCUUGUUUCUUGUGUGUAAAGAAAAACAAGAGCGUUUUCCAGAUUUAUGUCUGUGUUGAAUCCUCAUUGCUAAAGUGCUUAAAAAUAAAUCACAAACCAAGGGAGCUUUUCCUAUGUAUAUACAUGAAAUCAUGGACCAUAGGGAAUACCCAUUUCUAAAUGUAUGAAACAUGUGCACUCUACUGUUUAUGAUGAAUAAAAGAGUGGUGUGGGUUUUGUGUAUUUCUGGAGAGUUAAACGAUAAAUGCUGUUAUACUUCUGGAAGUCUCCAACUGGAAAUGUGUCAAGAGCUUUCCAAAGCAGCUCAUAAUGUCUGUCUGGGGCCCUCAUUGUUAGUCUGAGCAGAGAUGUAACGUUAGAAAUCAGAAGUAAAAGCAAACAUCUCCCCUUAAUAUGCCAUAACGUUUCCAGCACUCCAGCUCCAUCACCCCUGUCAUAUCCACUUUGCAUGUGUCCUUUCUAGCUUCCAUUGUCAGCCUGAACCUGCACCUCAUCCAAGCCUGUCCUGACCGAGACACAAUUCUCCGGCAGGGAAAAAGAAGCAAAUAAACAAGUUGAGUGGUGUAAAAAAAGGGGGUUGCCUUGCAGGUGCCUGCAGCUGGCGGUUAACACAGACAGUAAGAGGAUCAACUCCAUCUCCACUGGCUGGAGAGAGAGGGAGAGAAAUAAAGCUCCCACAUUUACUAUUCACAGUUUAGUUAAUUUGGAUGAUAACGGUUAGUUUCUAAUCCCAUUGUGCAGAAUUGAAUAUACUGAAACCUACAAGCCUUCUGAAAGAGGGUAUCUUGCAAACAGAACAACAAUCAGGAGCGUCUCCCCCCCAGACUGAACCGUGCAAGGCACGCACAGUUUUGGAUAACAUUUUGUAGGGGUUUGUUUAGUCACCCAUCAGGUUGCAGACAAAACAGGUUACAGACAAAGCAUCAAGAAGCGAGAGCUCUUUAAACAGACAAGAAUCUGAAUUUGCAUUUUGCAGCAAUAAAAAAAAAGAAGCACAAAAUAACCAAAAGCUAACCAAAACUACAGUUCUAGGAGAUAUUAAAUGGCACAGUUUCCUUCAUCUAAAAAUAAAAUAAUAAAAAUCAGGGAGGAGAACAGUAACCUAUUUUUUAAAACAGUUUGCAGAACGUCUCUCUGAAACUGUAUUUCUGACUCUUUUUUAAAAAAACACGUUCAUAAUAUUGCUUUGGAGAAUACACCGUUUCCACGAUGGAACGGACUAAAGUUUGGAUACACUGGCACACAUCUCCAAAGUCUAGGUGAUGUUUUUAUUUGGACGUGCAAACUAUAGUCACAUUCUGAGUUGAAUUUGUUAUUCAUUUAGUCGAUGUGUAAAUUGGGCUUGUUUGAGGGGCGGGGGUGUCCCUAUACAACUAAAUAAGAAGGUGCCAAUGAAAGUUGAAAGAGGCACGAAAAUGCGCUCCGAAGCUUUGGAGAGGAAAAGGAUACACCCUCUUUUUUAGCUAAUUUCCUCAAGUUCCUGUUUGUGUGUUUUCGAUAUUUUCCUCUUCAAGCCUUUCAAAAGAAAGCAAGCAACUUCCCCAAGCUCCAUUAUUCCCUCUCCGGCCCCCCCUCGGACAAACUUGUUGCCCCCCAAAAAGACAGCCCUUUGCGCUCUCAAGGCGAGAAGCGCGGCUGCCAGAACAGAGGCCCUAGGAAAAAAGUUAACAAUGCUGUGAAAAUAUGUUUGCAGAAAAUAGACAAUUGUUGGAUUAGACGUAUUCAAGUAUGAAAUAAUGCCUUUUUGUGUAAAAACUUCAGCAAUGUGCGUGUACAAAAGUUCCCUGUGGCAGUUACUUGCUCCCUUUGUGAGCGUUGCGCUUUGGCGUCUCCACUUGGCGCAUUUCACUCCCAGCCCCUUUAAACGCGAUUGUUUCUUUCUUUCUAAUGACAUUUACCGGAUCAAAACAUGCUGUUAAUUCGAUCAGAAAGCUUUACCCUCCCUAACAAUGCCACAAUAAUUUCUCCUGAAGUUUGUUAAAUUGACCAAAAUUAGGCAAAUGAAUAGGGGGUCUGUAGGCGACCCUUCUCGCAGGUGACACCACAUAAUGCACUCUCAGACCAGCUGCGAUCCCCUCUUUAUUUUGCCCCUCUUUUCUUUGACCCGCAUUAUUAAGAUUUAGGCCCAAUGAAACCAUUCACACUUUUCAAUGGGAUAUUUUCCUAUAGGAUAAUAGGCUACAAAUUGAGCCUCUCCAAAGCGGCGAGGAGGAGGGGAAAAAUAACAACCUCGAGAGACACACACACACUACAGAAACGACCGUCGUGUGCCAAAGGUUUGAGGGAGGCUCCUAAGGUCUGCAGAGGGGAGGAGAGAAAAAUUUAAAGGACGGGGUGGGGGGAGAGAAUCUCGUGCCAGCCUCCAGUCCCCACACCUGCCGGGGUGUCCCCGCCACAUAAAGCGGGAGAAACAAAAAGGCCUGGCUGCCAUCUCUCAUAAAGAUGGACGUGUCACCAAGUCGUGUGAGAAAAGCCUGAGAACAAACGGGCCCACUCCGUCUCCAAGGGCUCUUCCUUGAACUGGGCGGAACAGCCUAUUAAGGGCUUACUUAAUUACUUUAAUGACUCUGGACAGGCUUUAAAAUGCAGUCAGCGCUUGGACAGGGAAGGGGGGCGGCGGCAGGGUGUGUGCAUGUGUGUGUUGGGCUGGGGGGAGAGUGUGGGGUGCCUGGGAUUUGUAAACAGGCGGCCGUCGUGUGAGAGACCGACCAGGCGCUUGGCGGCCCACUGAAAGAAGACGGCCAGUGUUUCGCAGCCUGCAGGCGCGCCACUGCGCUCAUCUCGCUGCUCCUCAGCCCUGCGCGGGUCGUUGCCAUGCAAAUGCCCUUCGGGGGCCGAUCACGUGUCCUUUGAAGGCCCACGUGGAGUGACAAAGCUGAUCUGACGUGCCCCCACCCCACCCUUACACGCCCCUUAGGCUGGGGGUGUGGGGUGGAUGGGGGAAGACCCGAACAUACACACAUUUUAAAAAACUGAUCUUUAAUGCAUGCCUCCUCCUCCUCCUAACGCUGCUUUCCCUAAUCCUGGGGAAUCAGGCAGGCCAUGAAUAUAUCCCCCCCCUCCCUCAGAAAUGAUCGCUUUAUAAACCGCCCCUUGGAAGUUAGGGCUCUGCAAUCCACCUGGGCCACUUGAAGGAGGACAUCGGGUGCCUUCUGCGAGCUUCUCCCCCAGCAGCGGCUUCUUGUCACGAUGGCCUCCAAAUUGAAGGAACGGAAAGUGAGUUGGAGAAGGAACGGUGCCCUGCGCGCUGCCACCGGGCUCGACCUUUCCUCAAGGAACUGGUGGCCCUUAGCUGCACAGGCUUAGACAUCGGUUUUGAGGCUUGUGAUGAUGUGUGGGGUGGGGUGGGGGGCAGUACCAGAACUCAGGAAAUAGAAAGAAAGAGGCGAAGUCUCGAAACUGCUGAGAUAUAGGAACCUUGCAGUAUUUGGCGCUUCAUAUAUCUGGACGUUUCAAAUCUCGUAUGGAAGUUUCCAAUAUCUCAGUUUUGAGGCUUUGCCGUCCCCCACCCCAGUUUGCCUUCUUAGGAUUAUGGUACCAUCAGCAAAUGAUGGACCCAUCAUCGUCUCCAGCAGUAAGGAUGCUGCAUUGCCAAAUUUUGGGGAGGUUUUUGUUUCUUUUUUGUCUCCAGUAUGUCAAAAGCUUGGAGAGUUGGAUAGGAGGAGCUCACAAGUGCCUGGCUCUUAAAGGGCUGUUCCAAGCUGUACAGAAGUAGGUUGUUGAAGGGCAGAGAAGUGUCUGGAGACGUCAAGAAAAAUUAAAGGUGAUGGAGCGACUUCGCGUUCUGAUGCGAUGCUCCCUUCCAUCUUGCCAUACCACACGUGUGUCUAGCCUAAGCCUGUCGUUCUCAUGCAUUUUCCAGAGGAUCCCGGUCUCCCAUAAAGUGAUCGAGAAAAGGAGAAGGGACCGGAUCAACCGCUGUCUGAACGAACUCGGAAAGACGGUGCCAAUGGCUUUGGCAAAACAGGUGCGCAUCCCAAAGUUGCGUUUUGCGUCUUUUUGGCCGAGAGGGGAAGCAAUUUGCGUACGUGGGGUUACUUAGGAGUGGCUGCUGCUGCUGCUGCUGUUCUUUUUGCGUGGAGAGGGGUGUGUGUAUGUGGCAUUUUGCAAUAUAAGGGGAUCGUGAUCAUAGCUUUGUGAAUGAAACAAGUGUGGCUUAUUCCUGCUCAUUUGCAAGCCUUUUUGUCGUUAGGUUAACUCACUGGAUUCAAUGCUCCGGGUGCACGGGGUUGGAAAACAACUCCCUGAAGUCCUGUCUGCCUUUGUGCAUUUCAGAGUUCCGGCAAGCUGGAGAAAGCGGAGAUCCUGGAGAUGACCGUCCAGUACCUGCGGGCCCUUCACUCUGCAGAUUUCCCUCGGGGGAGAGAAAAGGGUAGGCGCGCUCUUCUUCCGUGGCUGUGCGUUUCUGGCCACGCAGGCGCGCAGGGAGAAGACCCUGGGCCGGGAACUGCUGGCUGAGCUCUGAGAAGCCUUGGGAAUGGAUCACACUUUGCUGUGGGAAAUCCCAUUAGUGAAAUUGGGGGAUUCUGGCGACACGGGUGGAGAGGAAAAGAAAUCCCAGCUCGCGACACUGGGAGGGAUUUUGGACACAAACGUUUUCACGACCAGAUUAGUGGUCCAGGGGUUAAAUCGCCAAGGGCAACCCACUAGCUCUUAGACUCAGACCCCCAGUGCAAUCCUCUAUAAAUCUUCUCAGAAGUAAGUCCCACUGAUUACAAUGGGGCCUGCUCCCAGAUAAAUGGGUGUGGGGUGGUGGCCUCAGUUUUCAGUAUGUAAUUUGGGAAUCAGUGAUUCUACCUCACAGUGAAUGGAUUGCAUGGAACAUAAAUAAACAAUCCUUUACAUGAAUUAAACUCCCCCCCCCAAAAAAAAGAGUAAGCAAAUUAAUGGAAGGUGAAGCUCUCCGUGAUUAGAGACAGUGCAUUACAGUAGCUUAGGCGUUGCUUUGAACUUUCCAAGCCUGGGUGGUUUUGGAGACUUAAGUGCAGGACUCAAACAACAUUUCGUUUGAUCCAGCAAGAUAACUUCAUUCCCUGAUAAGGAAGGAUUUUACAGACUUGUGAGAUGUAGAAUAAUGAACAAAUAAUGCAUUUAUUAUGGCACAAUCUUCUGUGACCAGCAGCCCACUUCAUCAGCUACAUGAAGCAUUAAUACUCAGCAGAUGUAUAUGAUGUGAACAUAUACUCAAAUAGGUGUAUAUUUUUUGUAUAUACCUGGCUACAUAGGGGGGAAGUCCAGUGCAAAAUUGUUGGCUGAGAAUUUAUCAGUACACUCUGAGGCUGUGUACGCACUAUACCUUUAAAGCACAUUAUUUCCAUCAAAUAUCUCUGGGCACUGUAGUUUACUCAUCAGAGUUGCAAUUCCCAGCAACCCUUAAGAAACAAAAGUGCUCAGAAUUCUUUGAGUGGGAACCUGUGCUUCAAAUGUGCUUUAAACAUAGCUGCUUUUCCUACCUUAACUAGCAAGACUGCAGAGCAUGGUUUGCUCUGUUCUCAUGCUGUAUUUGCUGAUCUACCCCUGAUUUGUUAGACUUCAUGGGAUGUGUUCUGAGCAUUCAUUUUCAGUUAUUGUGGGGAGGUUAUGUGAUGCCACAUCAAGCGAUUGUUAUCUCACACUUUCCAGUGUGUUUUCCCAUCACUGGGGUAGGGAGUGAGCUCAUUCACACUCCCUUUUGUCCUGCAAUUUAUUCCAUUUGCCCCAUGAUUUCUAGGCAUGGGUCUGAGAGGUUUUUCUUCUGCCCCUUUGCCUUCCCCUGGAAAACCCACAGUUUACUGCUGAAUCAGUACAUACAUAAAUCUGGAGAAAACCCAUUUGACGUUUGUUCUGAUGCAGUAGUAAACCACAGGUUUUCCCAGGGGAAAUGGCAGGACAAAAGGAACACCUCUUGGCCCCCUGCCUAGAAAUCAUGAUACAAAUGUAAGUGUGGAUGAGCCCUUUGCCACACAAGAGCACCAAACCAACUCUAAUUGUGCAACUUUAAUUUGCCAGUAUAUGGCUGAAUCCUAUCCAAAAACAGCAACAUUCUUGAAGCAUCCUUUGUCCUGUUGCAUUGCCUUCCAUGGGAUGCCCACGUUAACCAAUGCACCUUUUCCCAUGUGUAAAAUGGUCAGGUGAAGAAGAUACAGGUGAAUACCUGCAAAGGUACAGGAGCCUUGUCCUACUUUUUUACUUCACCACUCCACUGAGACCCCCCACUUGGGAAACACUAGUUUCCAAACUCUACUUACUAAAUUAGGCAAAACAGGUUCCCAUUAAUUUGCUGCAAGAGGCAGGAAAAACAGGGUGUCGAUUGUAGGGUGGGGUGUUCGAGUUUCUUCCUGCCCCAUGUAGGCAAGCCAUGAUUCCCAACCACACGCCCCACAGGGGGCAAUUUGAUUUUGAAGGUGGGCAGUUCAAAAAUGAGUUAUUAACAGUUAAUGGCUUUUUAGGCUUCCUCCAUGCGAAUAGGAACCACUGCUGUAACCCAAUUUUUCUUUCUUUCCAACAGAGCUUCUAGCUGAAUUUGCCAACUACUUUCACUAUGGCUACCAUGAGUGCAUGAAGAACCUAGUUCACUACCUGACCACAGUGGAGAGAAUGGAGACCAAGGACACCAAGUACGCCCGGAUCCUGGCUUUCCUGCAGUCCAAAGCUCGCUUUGUCACUGAACCCAUCUUUUCCUCACUGGGAUCUGUCCCAGAGCCAGACCUCUCCUAUCAGCUGCCACCAGCUCCAGACUGCUUGGGCCACAGCCCCAAUGACCCUGUGUUCCAGCAGGGAUCUGGACACGGCCCCUUUUCCUGGCACAGCUCCGCUAGGAGUCCCACUCUCCCUUACCUCCCCAACGCUCCUGUGCCCCUCACUGGCCACGGGCAGCAGCGCAGCACCUUCUUGUCAUCCAUGCAAAGUCUGGACCGCCACUACCUCAACCUAAUUGGCCAUUCCCACCCCAACACAUUCAGCCUGCCUUCUGGCCAGCAUCCAUCGGUGCUAUAGCCUACGUCUGGCGUUGCCAGCUGGUUGUCCAAAAAGGGUCCCUGUGUCUUAAAGAGCUGCCAGAGAGAGAGAAGUCUAUGGCUUUUGCCUUCCCAGUGUUGCCAUGCCAUUGACCUUCUCCGCGUCUUGCAGUUCCUAAAGGCCCAGAAUGCCUUCCAAGGCCAGGUAAUGCCGAGCUCACCUGCACAUAUUACCUAUUUAUAUUAUUUCAAGACAAUAAAUUAUCUGGCCUCCUUCCACAACUGUAAAUAGAUAUGAAAUUAACGGUGGAG
Podarcis lilfordi (Lilford's wall lizard) is the source of this 22548-nucleotide messenger RNA. The record is from the annotation of a GenBank genome assembly. NCBI's taxonomy places the organism in Eukaryota, Metazoa, Chordata, Lepidosauria, Squamata, Lacertidae.